Messenger RNA from Paramuricea clavata, 1999 nucleotides. The record is from the annotation of a GenBank genome assembly. Lineage: Eukaryota; Metazoa; Cnidaria; Anthozoa; Malacalcyonacea; Plexauridae.
GAAGCCAUAAAUGAUGUUGACUUAAUCCUGGGUACGACUGAAGAGAAUCUUAAACAACUUCGCGAUGGAAAGACGCCUCAACUUCAAGCUCCGAGACCAAAAGAACUGCAAAGAAUUUUGUUGGAACAUCAGAGGAGUGUCUCUAAGAAUGUGCGGGACAAACAGACGGAGGAACGUGACAGAACACCGGGAGAUGAUGGUGAGAAUAUCGAGGAACAUCGGAGGUUAGUAGUGGUAUAAGAGGACAUUUUUUUCAAUUUCGUGUAUUUGCCAUGAAAAGUGUUCGAAACCUAAAAUCUUUUUGGCAUUCCUCAUUUCCUCUCAAAAUUAUUAGCUUUAUUUUGUGGUUUACACAGUUAGCAACCUUCCAAAAUGUAUCUGGUGGUUGAGAAACACAAAAUAAUAGUUAAAUAUUUUCAAUUUAAAUGCAAUUAUCAUUGAUACUGUAAAACUGACUCCAUAUUUAUACAGCAAUAUAAGCAAAACUUACUGAACUUCAGACAUCAUUUUCUCUUUGGCGUACCAUCUAAAAUCUGUUCAUUUUUAGCAUAAUUUUACAGAUAAAACACUGAAUAUACUUUUUAAGUUUGUUUGCCGCUUGAGAAACGCACAGUAUCAAGAAAGAAAAAAGUUCAUAAGCAAGUGGAAAAGUAUAUUCAUAUAGUUUUGAGCGCGUGUUACGUAACAUACAAAAGAUUCUCCUCUUAAUUAACUGACUGUUGUAAUUGUCUUAUUAAUUAAACAUGUGGAAAUGAAAACAAGAACCUCUUUCAAACUAUGGUAUCGUCAAUAAUAAACAGGGUCCCCACGGUCCUUGAAAAUCCUGGAAUGUCAUUGAAUUUGUUAAAAAAUAUCCAGGCCUGGAAAGUCCUUGGAAACUGAUAAGGUCCUUGAAAGUCCUGGCAUUUUUUUUCAGGAGGCUGGAAAUAAUUGAAGAAUAAGGGACCGGUCAUUAUUUAUGGCGGGGGUGGCACCGAAGAGAAAAGGGUUGGGUAAACAAAAUUUUGAGUGAGUAAAAGGUUGGGUAAAUGAAAAAGAAAACAACUCAAGGGUUGGGUAAUAAAAAUUUAUCGUUAUUUCCAAAGCAUGACUCACUGAAAUAUUGGAGACCAAAAAGGACUGUCAACAGUCAGAUGUCAAUAUAAUAUGUGAAUCAGAGUCACUAUCUUGAUAAUUUUCCGAUAUGUUGAGAGACAGAUGGUGUCUCCAAAGAAAGUACAUGUGCAGACAACAUGAAACUUUAGACUGCAGAAAAUUGCACAGGCAGUUAUCAAGCUCAUGUCACAGAAGUGGUAAAGGACAUGUGUGACAACUGAACGGUAACCGUUUGUAAAGUUUUUGGCCAGGAGUGGGUAUUUAUUUUUUAAUCGAUAUUUGAGGUUGGGUAAUCAAAUUUUUGACUUUUUAAUGGUUGGGUCAGCACAAUUUUUGCCACAAAAAACAUUUCUCUUCGGUGCCACCCCCACCAUAAAUAAUGACCGGUCCCUUAUUACCAGAUCAAGGAUUAUUGCCCAAAUGUUUAUUUUCUCCAGUUUCAAUUAAAAUUAUGUAUAACAUUUGUCCAAAAGUUGUUUCGAUGUCAUUUUUUUUCUAAUUGCAUUCCUCUCCUUAAGUUUAAGAAUAAAAGUUAGAUGAUUUUCAAAGAUUUUUCCAGUUGCCAGGUCCUUGAAUUUUCUGAAAAAGGUCCUUGAAAGUCCUGGAAAAGUCCUUGAAUUUCAUCUUCACUAAAAGGUGAGGACCCUGAAUAAACCAAGAAAUCUUUGUCAGAAAGCAAAAUAACAAACGUACAAACAUAAUGAAUUACCUCUUACCUAUGUAAUGUUUAGAAUGAAGAAUGAGCGAAGCAGAUGGAAGGCCAACAUCACCACAAGUAACAAGACCACAGCCAUUACAUCAACUUUCAUCCACAUCUGUGAACAUCGACCCCCCUCCUCCUUCCCCUCGGGAUGCAACAAACACUAACGACAAGACGAAUCCUCAGUCGAACGACAAAAGAUGA